AUGACCGCAGAAGAGGGCCUCAAGGACUUUUGUAUUGUUGUGUCAACAAAAGUGGCAGGCGCCGCUUGCCAGCUUGCGCACUCGCUGUUGUCGCAGAACCGCGCUCCACAACCAUCAGCACCACGCAUCCUUGGCAAUCUUGGUGCGAUACUUGGAGGAAUCGCGCAUGAUCUCAAAAUUGGGAUCAGACAAGACAAAGUAUCUCAGAGCACAGGUUUCACAAAUUCUUGA
Messenger RNA from Aureobasidium vineae, 231 nucleotides. The record is from the annotation of a GenBank genome assembly. Lineage: Eukaryota; Fungi; Ascomycota; Dothideomycetes; Dothideales; Saccotheciaceae.